Ylistrum balloti is the source of this 4580-nucleotide messenger RNA. RefSeq names its product glycerophosphodiester phosphodiesterase domain-containing protein 5-like. Gene Ontology annotation, molecular function: glycerophosphodiester phosphodiesterase activity. Gene Ontology annotation, biological process: lipid metabolic process. The record is from RefSeq and is a predicted model, not a curated record. The transcript is spliced from 14 exons. NCBI's taxonomy places the organism in Eukaryota, Metazoa, Mollusca, Bivalvia, Pectinida, Pectinidae. Bases 109 to 1989 code for a protein of 626 amino acids. Gene Ontology annotation, cellular component: membrane.
UAGACAGAGACGUCAACACAAAACUAUGGAAUACACAAUUGUUUGCAUGAUGUGACAGUAAUAGUAGACCUUUAUGUAGAUGUAGGAGGCUGAUCUCUGACGGUAACUAUGGUUACACACGCCAAACUCCAGUAUUACCGACACAACUAUGGCCUGGUGUGUAUCACUGGGUCACUGGGGUGUCGCUGGCAUCGAUAUAAACAGUCCCUGCGUGAUAACAGAAAGAGGGACUUUUGUGUAUUUGGGAUCAUGUUGUUGACUUUCCUAUUUCUCACCUUCCUCCUGUAUGUUGUCCUGAUAUCCAGAAACGACUUUGAUAGCUUUAAUUGGUUUAUGUAUGAAUCAUUCAAGAGCUGGGCACCGUAUUUUGUUAUACUGCUAUCUGUGAUCUGUGUCCUUUUUACAUACGUCACUAUACUAAUGCUCCUGUCCCUUUGUCACAUCAUACAUGGUCACCAGCUUUAUAUACACCCAACACAUGUUAUAUUUAUCUUCAUCUGUCUGGCCUGCUGUAUUGCUGGAACGGUCAGCUACUCAGAAUUAUGGGUCACUGAAUGGUUCGUUGUUUGGCUUUCUCUCAAGGUUAUUGGUCCAUUCCUACAAAUAGGAAGUGUGAUUUUGAUGACCAUGUUGUCAUAUAUUAUCAUAGGACAGUGGUUCACUCUGUCUAAGUGGUACUUACAGAUGCUGUGGUUGUGCGUUUAUUUAUCUGUGAUGGUUGGACUGUAUAUAUCACCAUUGUUUAUUGACUCACCCUGUGUUGUGGCAACGUCCAGGCUCCCACCUAAGCCAUCUAUAAUAGGCCACAAAGGGGCAUCUGGGAUUGCCCCAGAAAAUACAAUGAUCUCAUUUGAGGUUGCUGAACAAUAUGGAGUUUUAGGAUUUGAAACUGAUGUGAGAAUCAGUUUUGAUGGUGUGCCAUUUUUACUUCAUGAUUCAACUUUUGCAAGAACUACAAAUAUUGCCGAUGUCUUUCCUGAUUUGAUAGAAACAGAUUCUUCAUUGUUUAACAUAUCUCAGAUAAAACAAUUAGAUGCUGGUUCUUGGUUUAUCAAGACCAACCCGAUGAUGACUUUAGGUAGUGUUUCUACAGAGAGAAGGACACUUUACAAACAACAGAAGGUUCCUACGUUUCUUGAGUAUCUCCAGUUUGCCAACAAAACAGACAAGAUUGUUAUGUUUAAUACCUAUCAUCCUUCCAAAUCAAAUCCAUUUUAUACAGACAUAGGACCUAUUCAUGAUGCCAUACAUCAGUCUGGCAUAAAUCCUAAGAAGGUAUGGUGGUUGACGAAUGUGGGUAACAAAUUCAGUGAAAAGUAUACACCAGUUGUACAAGAAUACUCACCUCCAGAUGUUCUCCAUAGGAAACACAUCUACAACGCUAAUUUACCUUAUAGUGGCAUCUCUUUGGACCAGAUUAGGGAUUACUGGGCAAAAAACAUCAGUGCCAAUGUGUAUACUGUAAAUACUGGCUGGUUCCUGUCCCUGUAUUGGUGUGUAGGCACAGCCAGUGUCACCUCUGACAACUGUCAUAUCCUUUCACAGAUGGAUAAGCCAGUAUGGACUCUGCUGCCAAGGAAUUACCUGAUUCUCUGGGUGACUGUUGAUGUGCUGUCUGCUAUCAUCAUUGUUGUCUUGUUUAUUGUACAGAGAAUCCAUAGACAAGGCACCAAGUAUAGUCCUGAGUCUCAAUCUCUGAACUGGGAGGCUCAGAACCAGCAAGUUCAGCAGCACAGAAGUCACCAGCGAGCAGACAGCUACAGACGUAACAAACGUGCCAUGAAAGAAAAGUUACUGAUGAGAGAUGUGGCAUCCGAGCUAUUUGAUGUAGAGCCGGAGGUGGAUGACCUUGGCAUAGAGAGUAACUACACUGUACAAUCAACAGAUGGCCGAGUGAUGGCUGCAACAUUCCAUCAGGAUCAAAACGGGUAUCAGACAAGUUAUCAAGACCCCAGUCGUGUACAAUCAGAGAGCAUAGUAAACCUCUAACUCCUUUGGAUUAGGGUAGUGUGUUUAUAGAAUUAUAACCUGACUCUAAAGCUUAAUACAUGUAUUAAUGAAAUUUCUUAAAUAUAGGUUAAAGCUAUGUGCACUUAUUAAUUUGUAUUACAAAAUGAUUAUGAUGUUGUAGUCACAUCAAUAGACAAAGACACCUCAGAAUGGUCACCAUGGUUACAAGUAAAUUAGUCCUCACUACCCAGGAUUCUCUGUCUAGUACACCUGAACAAUGUAGCAGGGCACAACUGAAUAUUCCAAGUCUGUUUGUAUGUCAGGUUGUGAGUGUACUUAACCUUUAAAUGUUUGUAUGUCAGGUUGUGAGGGCAGAAUUACAGGGAAGGCAAAAUGAUCCAUUGUAGAUUUUGUAAUUAACCAGAGAAAUAGUGAUUUUAAUGAAUACUGUGUAUUCUCAUAAAGUAAGGUGAUGAGAAAGGAGAGAUCAACAAAGGUUGUCAUCAGAUUUCUGUGUAUGGUAAAACCUUACUAAUUUAUAAACUGAACAUUCUGUUACUUAAUCUUAUGAAGUUACACUAAUUUAUGACUCCAUAUGUACCUGUAUAUUAAUAGAAAGUAUUUAUUACAAUAAUUUACAAGUAAAGCUUUGUUUGUAAACUUUAUGAAAAUCAUUCAAUGAUUUUCAAAGCUUGUGAAUUAAUUUUUCCGGUGAAUCAUUAAAGAAUCUAAAAAUUGGACUUUGAAAUAGAUGUCUUAUAAAUCUGCACUUGUAGUUUAUGCUGAUUUUUCUCUAGGAGUUGAUGAUUCAUUUUCUUUAUACAAAGAAUAUUUUGUAUUUGAUAGCAGCUGAUAGAUAAUGUAGAUCUUAAAUGUACAGUUGUCUGCUUCGUUUGAAAGUAGGAUACUUAUUAGUGUAAAUUUGCAUGCAGUGUUAUCAAGUAAUCCUUCAGACUAGAACUCCAUCAUUACACUUACAAAUCAUAGAAUUGAAACUAAGAUUAUUGCUAAACAGCAGUGGGCAGUACAACACAAUAGUUGUGCUUUAAAUAUUUACAUAGCCGCAAAAUACUCUUGUGUCUCUUUCAGUUAGUUUAUACAAUUAUAUGUACGUGUUUAUCCCUCCAGUAGCCAUGCUGUUUCAACUCUCGCAACAUUUUUUUACGUCGUUAAUGAAACUUUAUUUAAUUAUAUACAAGAUAUAUCACUUGCAGAGCUCCUUCUGUGAUAGAGAUCAUCAUUCAAGUUUUAUAAGUUUCAUUUUAUGCUUGCUUCAUAGUGGAGGCUGUCUUUUUGUCUGCUGCAUGUUGUCUGUUCUUGUUAUUUCUUGGUCAAACUUCAUGUUUAGCUCACAUUUCAUUACCCUAAGACUAAAAGUCUGUCAUCAGAACUUAAAUCUAGAAACAUUUUGAUGACGAACUCACAGAUCCUAACUUGUUUUACAUUUAACAUUUUGUUUUCAAUACUGUCAAAGCAGGAGCAGAAUAUUUUUUUUUAUUAAAACUGUUUUCAGUUUCUAGUAUGGAUCCAAAAAUGUUUACAGUUGAGGAGAGCUUCAUAUUGAUUCUAAAUUUGAAAACAUUUUAUCACUUUGGUCUUCCUCAAUUAUGUUAACAGACAACAAACUUGCAAAUAUGCAAUGGUUUCCUUUUUUAGUUUGACUUGGUAACUGUACUGACACUGUGCCUCAUCAGUUUUUUGAUAGCUGUAAGAUAUCCAAGCACUCUGGCAUGUAGUUUACGUAGUGUUUAAUUAAUGCUAGCAUAUUUCUGUAUCCUUCAACUGGAUAUAUAUUUUGUAUAAUUGUAUGUUUAUUACGUUAGAUAUAUUAUACAUAUAUCCUGUUAAACAAUAUUUUGAUUUUUUGUUGUGAAUUAAUAUGUCUUCAUGAGAUUUCAUUUUGUUUAGGGAUGUUAGCAUUUUGUUGCCAUGUUGUUGAUAUUUGAAACAUUUUGUUUCAUGGUUUGUUUUUUGUAGAAGGGAGGCAAUCUCUUUUAUUUGUUCAAAGGGAGGUAAUUCAUAUGGGAAUACUUGUCAAUUUUUUUUGUUUUCCCAUUUUAGGUUAUUCAAGAAACAAUUGAAUUCUGAGAAAUAAACGAAUUAUAUUAUUGACAUGCCAAUAAGCAGAAAUGAGAGACAUUUGUGUUGAUAUUCAAACCCAAUGAAAGUUAAAUCUAGAUUAAUUUAUUUGAAAGUAUAAUACAGUAUAGUACAUAUUAUAAUCACCAUAUGUGGUAUGUGAUAAGAUCCUGAAAGUAAACAACCUGAAUCAAAACAAAAAAGAAUGAUUUAGAUAAUUGUAAUUCAUUUAAAUUUUUAUUGAAUGAAAACAUGGAAUUUUGGUUGACUUUUGGAAUUGGAAAGAACUAUAGAAAUAUUUCAACUUGACUUGAAUAUUUUUAUCCACAUACUUUAUGGAUUGUUACAAAUAUAUAAAAUGGCUUUAAGGUACAUUCAGAUGUUUUGAUAUCUUCUGUCUUUUCUUGGUUUUUUUUGUCCUUAGAAUUUUGUGAUUUUGGACACUGAUGUUUAAAUUGAGUAUAAUUUGAGGUAGAGACAUAUUUUCACAUUUUUUUUUCUUAUUGCAAUUUUCUGGCAUAAUUUUGUUACAAGAUUGCUUCAGAUUUUAU